Messenger RNA from Daphnia magna, 1215 nucleotides. RefSeq lists its product as uncharacterized. The record is from RefSeq and is a predicted model, not a curated record. NCBI's taxonomy places the organism in Eukaryota, Metazoa, Arthropoda, Branchiopoda, Diplostraca, Daphniidae. The transcript has 3 exons. Bases 127 to 669 code for a protein of 180 amino acids.
UAGAUGAGCUUUGGGCUCACUGCAGUGAAGGCGAAAUUCUUGUCCCAGCAAGUCGUAUCACAAAAUACCAAGCUACUGAACUCGCCGUAAUUGUAAUUCCGUCACGGUUCUAAAUCCUGUACCAGAAUGACCAACCAGCACUCGGAUACUAAAAUCUUUCUAUCUUCUGCCGGCGUCGAUCAUUACGCCGUAAACCAGGGUGUACUACCAGCCGGUCAUGAAGACCAUUUAGUGGAUGUCGUUGCUUUCACAGACCAUUCCAUUAUGGAAGAACCUUUGAGUUCGAAGGAAAACGAAAUGAAUUCGCUUCCAGCUACAGCGAUGGUGCUUGGCUUGGGUGCUGCCGUGUGCUUUGUUUUGUUGGUCAUCUAUAUUGUCGUGAAAGUUCAUUUUUGCAAAAAGGAAACGCAAAAAAACAACAAAAGCUCGACUAUUAGUCACGACACUCUAAAGAAUCCUCCUUCAACCACCUCACCUGCAUACCCGAUCGAUUCGUUUAACAAGAACUGGUAUACUGAUGAACAAGUUCCAGAUCAAAUGCAAUCAGAACCAAAUUUCUCCCGAGUUCACUCAAUAGACUUCUGCCAUCAGACUUCUGAUGAACGACGUUUGACUGAAAGUGAACCAAAAGCUCGCUUGACGGCGGCCAAAUUUCUACCGAGGUAUUAACCAACACUAGUUUAAUAGCCGGUGAAAAUAUGCCAAUAUCUUAACAACAUUUCGGCAAAUGUCACGGACAAUGGCCAAUAGAUUUCUUAAUCGGUGCCCACUUGUAAACGAAACUUGUAUACAAAUAGCACACAGUCGUGAGUCUAAGUAUCUUUCACUGAAGAGUUAUUUUCACUUUUCUUUUACUAGUUGGCUUACUCGCGCCAAAAAAAUCUCUUUCUCUCUUCCCUUUUCUGUUUAGCUGUAAGCCAAUCUAAAAAAAAUGGUAGACAAAGCCCGACAAAGCCUUAUUAAAAGAACAGGAGAAAAAGACGUAGGUUCAGUGAAAACAGAGUAAAAAAACAAAAAACUGAAACUGUGGUGAAAGCUACUGGAACUCCCAACUUUGUUUUGUUACAAAACUGAUUUUACAAUUUUUGUAGCCUUUAUAUUUAUGAAAUGCCAUUGAUUAAAAUCCAUUUCAUGUUACAGAUACAGAGCAAGUGUAAAGAAAAACACAGUUUUAUGCCCGUACGUACGAAUAAUACAUUUAAAAAUCGGAGCGUU